GAAGAGAUUUUAGCCCAGAAGAGCUGGAAUGGGAAAUGGCUUCGUCAGAUGGCGAAUGCGAAACCACUUGUGACAGCACGGAAGAAACGGAAGAUGAUAAAAUGUUCUCGAAGAUAACCAAAGAGAACACGGAAUUCAACUCGGACAACGCGAACUUGCUACAAAAGAAAUCGAAUACCCAAAACGGGGAGGAUGUGAGCAAAACGGGCACCGGCGACCGAAAAUUAGGCGGGAAGAUUCUAAGGAGAAGCGCGAAUGUCAGUCAGAUGUCGAAGAUUGACAGGGGGUCGCAGGAAAAGAGGGCCACGCUACCCACUAAAUCCAAACGCGAAGAAGCUAAAGAAAAACUUUCGGCAGAAAAUAAUUCUAACGAUGAACCAGAAUGCGGAAACAAAGACAUAGAAUGCGGAACGAGUGAGCCGAAAAAUAUCGAUACUCCCGUUUCGAAAAACCUGGUAGGAAUAAAUGCGAAUCAAACUGCCCAUUCAAGAAUAAAUAACGAUUCGAUAAACGUCGCAAUCACGAGCGAUAAAACGAACCAAGCGGCAACGGGCGCGGGAGAGGUUACCUUUGUUAAGAAGUCAGUUUCGGAAGUGGGGACUAAAAAUAGCUUGGCGUUCAUAAAUGGAGCUCUGCCCGAUCUUCAGAACUCUCCGGCUGACGGUGGUGAAGGGAAGAAAAAGCCUGGGAUGCUUUCCGACGCGGCCGAAGAGAACACUUGGCAGGAAAGGAACUCACCUGAGUCAGGUAGCAAUGAGUGGCAAGAGGGCAAUCUUCCCGGUCAAAUACUCCAGGCCAUCAAUACUUCUCUCACAAACAGGCAGCAGAUGAAGGAAGAGGAAGAAAACAUGGAGCGCAGAGAAGAAAUGAAUUCGAUAGAUGAAAAAUUUGACCAAAACGGUACGAUUCAGCCUGUUCGAGAUGAUGGCUCUGAAGAGGAACGUGCAGACUGCUCGACGGACGAUGCCCCUCUGAAUGUAGAGCCCCGCGCAUCCUUCCUGCAUGGAAUUGUUUCCAAUGGCAGUGCAUCAUCAAAACCUAGUGCUAUCUACGGCCCUGCAUCGGACUUGUUUAUUUCUAGGAGUGAUUCGUCAUCGUCAUCAUCGUCGGAUGAGCUUCGCAAAAGUCAAAUAUCAAUAAACGUCAUCGUUAAUGGAGAAAAAAGUGUGGAAAAUGAGUCUGAAGAAACAGAGAAUGUUGACGAUGGGAAGAAUGAGACAAAAUUUGAGGAUGAAUGUAUUAAAAUAGAUCAAGCACAUUAUAAACCGAAACCGAAAAUUCCAGCGAAGCCAUCCAAACAGGUGUCAGAAUCAAAUUCGAAACAGCAUGAAAAUAAUUCCAACAGCAAAUGUAAUUAUGAUAACUUUAAUCAUCUAAACAAAAGAAAGUCAGAAAGUGAUAUUGUUCAUGGUGAAUAUUAUUCCUCUGUCAUUGAAGAGCCAGAACCAUCAACAUUGAUAGAUCAUUAUGCUGAAAGCAAUAUCUAUCAUGAAGUGAACAUAGACUCAAAAAUACAAGAACACGAACUGACAAUGAAAUCGAUUCCUGUUCGGGAAUCUAAAUUAGCAGCUCUUGCAAUGGAAUUGGAACAAGUUCGCCACUGUAACGGAAAUAUGAAGCGCCAAGCGCCACUUCCUCCGAAAAUUCCAGAUCCACCUUUAGAAGACCCCCCAAGUUGUGCAGACAAAAACUCGUCCCCAGUAGCAACCCAUACGUUCUCCAGCUUCAAGGGAGAAGUUGCGACUUUCUCAUCGGCAUCUUCCACAACUUCGAAUUCUUCUCAAGACACAGAAACGGGAUACGCCUCGUGGAAUCUGAAUGGAUACAACUUGACGGAUGAGCAACCACCGAAAUAUCCGAAAACCUCUAAAAGUUCCUUCCUCUUGACUCAGUACUCAAAGUGUAAACAAAUGGCCAUCAAUUACGCAGAAGAUGGUGCACGGGCAAGGAAAAAAUUUUCCAUAAAGAAACUGCUCAAAAUCCGUAAAGAAUCCGAAACACCUGGCGCAUUUGAUCCUAACUGCCCAAACCCCAAAGCUUGGAAAUACAAUGACCACUUUGAAAAACCAAGAGCCAAACUUGAAAUAAUACAUCCAAUGGAUUUAGAAAUCAAAUCAGUCACAGUCAACCCUGGAUUUGAUUCUGUCAACACAGGGUCAGUAAGGUCUUUCACAUCCAGUACAGAUGACUUGUCGUUUAGAAAUAGCAUCUCUAGUGAUUAUGGGAGCUAUUAUUCAGAUACAUUAGUUCCAACCCAGGAAUCUAAACUGGAAGUCAACUAUGAGUACAUUCAACCUAGGAUACCACAAGAGGAUGACAGUCAACAUGUAAAAGAGGAGAGUUGUUCCACUACUUCUCCAACCCCUUCUCGUUCAUCUGUUAGCUCAUCGCAAGCAAGUUCUAGUAGUUCAAAUACCUCUUCUAAGAAUGGAACGACGCAUCGCCCUCCUAAACCACCACCUCCUCCCAGAGCUCAUUCUUUGUUGCCUGGGAACAAAGUGUCUCGUAAUUCAGAUGGAACUUACAAGUUUCCUGUGUCCAGUGUUGAGAGCCUCGACAGUGAUGUAUCUUUACAUUCACCUGGCAAACCCCAAGCUCCUAGAAGGCAGUGUAAGACAAGUGCACCAAAAUUAGAUAGUAAUUUUGAAGAUCAAAAGAUCACAACAAGCUCCAGUGUACCUAUUAGUACUUGUAUUUCUUCUGAGGCUAUUUCUAUAUCUUCAACAGAAAUUUUACAUUGUGAUAUUUCAAACUCUGGCAGCUACAAUUCCGCUACAUUUAGUGUACAAAUGAGUAGUGUUGAGACCCAAGACAAAGAUCUGGUAAAAGAAGAAAACAGUGAAGAAAAUUUAGAAUUGGAAAAUAAUUGCAGGUCUGAUGAUGCAGGGCUUGAUUCCAGCAAAAACUUAAUGGAAAGCAGAGAACUGCCAACCUUUUUAAUAGUAAACAAAAAUUUGGAAAAUUCAAGCUGUGUGUCAAAUUCUGAGCUUAUCCCUUCUGCUUCUAUUACCAUAUCUUCAACCAAAAUCAGUGAAGUUGAAGAAAAGUCAUCUCUGCCUGCAAAAGCUAAAUGCUCUCCUAUAACCAAGGCUCCUGCAAGGCCCCCUCCUAUCUACUCUAAGCCAAUAUCGGUGAACUUUGUAAAAAACCCCAAGCCGUGGAAGACUUUGGAAGACAGUUACUUGGUAUUGAGCUCAUCAAAUAAAGAGUUGCUUUUGAAGCUUGUUAAUCAGGCUUUGAAAAGGAGGAAAGAUUCCUUAUCUGUAUUUCGUAGAAUGCAGUUUCAGUGGAGUGACUUCGAAAUAGAUGCUAGUCAACCUUCGUCCGUAUUUGCUUUUGGGGAGAAAAUUGCUUAUCAUGCAACUAUGCCGAACCACAAGAAAUGUUCUGUGACGCUAGUAAUCACAAUUCAGGAGCAACAGAAUAGAUUUCAAGAUGGCCUUGAUUUCAAGUACCCAGUUUUAGGUCAAUUCACCGACUUUAUACCAAGUGACUUAUUAGACAAUUCUUGUGAUGCCGAACUAGAUUCCAUGCAAGCAAGAGUUUUAGUACUUAGCCAUUCAAACAUAACCACCAUUGAAUGUUAUACCGAGAAUUUACCAGAAUCCUUAACCGAAGAAAACGAAAAAGAACUGUGCUUCAUAAUUCUACAGCUAAUACAGUCAUUAAAGUCCCUCCAAGCUCAAGGAAUCGAAUCUAUGGAUACCAGCUUUCAAAACCUGAUUUUGGCUAAAACAACAUUAGAUAGAUAUUAUACUCUCAUAUUUUUGUAUGACAGUUGUUAUGACGAAAAUGAUUAUUCAUCAGACACUAACAGAAUUUCGUUGUGUCAAUAUGCUUUGUCGUUGCUUUUCCAAAUGCUCAAAAUUCAGUCUGCAGAGGAGUUUCAGUCCAUCUCUUCUCUAAAAUUUUCUUCGACAAUGACCAGAAAAGUUUACCAAGCAGUCAUUUCGGUGUUGUCGGAAGAGAAGGCCAUUUCCUUGUCGCAAACUAAAGUAUUGUUGGAAUGCUUCUUGUGGGGUAUUACUAAAGUUAUUGAAAGUUCUGACGACGCCGACGACAUUGAAGCCAUGUUUCAUCGGUGGAUCGAUAUCGAAAGAUCAAAUUAUGUUAAGAAUAUGGUAAAUGAUGAGCCGAAAACAGACAUUAACACUCAAAAUGAAUAUUUUUCUCAAUUUUUAAUAAGAACAAGUGUAAGAAACAUACGAGAAGUGCUCUCUAUUUUAUAAACAUUAGAAUAAUGAAAGGAUAGAUGUAAUGUUGUUUUUCUUUGCCAAGCUAUGAUAUGCACGCCAUGUUAAAAAUAAUUUGUAUGUGUACACUUGACAAAAAAAUUGAAACAUGUAGAUUAGGAUGGUUCAAAAAAGCUUUUUUUCAACUAGAGUCCAGGACACCCCCUAUUUUUUUAAGACUUACUAAUAGUAUUGUCCUGUAAAAGUUUUAGCUUCUUACUCAAAUUUUAAGAGGGUGCUCAAUGACCCCUCAAUUUAACAUUAGCCGUAACAUAGAAAAUGUUACGAAUUUAGAAACAUUGAAUUUAUCCGGCUGUUUUUUUUUGGAAAUAAUUUUAUUGCAAUGUAUAUAUGCAUAUUACUUGUGUAUAUUAUAAUAUGUUGCAUUGUUUUUUCAGUUCAAUGUAUUUUUUUAAGCCCCCUCCCUAUACUUAUGAAGUUUGGGGGAGGGGGGUUGAGCACCCUCAUUCAGUUGAAAUAGGAAGCGUCUUCCAGUAUAUUACUAUCCACAAGUUUAAAAAUAUUGAGGGGUGUCCUGUUAUCUAGGGGAGUUUUUUUUUUACAUGUAUUUUUGAACCACCCUAAUGUAGAUAGAAUAGUAUUUUUUACUACCAAUAUUUAUACUGCUAUACUGGAUGAGCAUUUUAUUUUUUUAUUAAUAUUUUAUGUGUGUUCAAAUUUUAUUUCAAUAUUUAUUCCUGAAGAACAUUUUUUAGAUAAAAUGCUCUUUCUAGAUGUAAACUUUUAAUCAAUUUUCAUCAUUUUACUGUAUUAGAACUUUUGCACAGUGCUGAAUAUCUCCAGCAGAUUUCUCUCACUGAAAAGAAUUUGUAAAUUUUGUAAAUAUAGAUACACAUGUGUGUGUGUAUUUAAAAAAAUAUAUAAUAUAUAUUUAAUAAAUUUUUUCAUUUUG
Uloborus diversus is the source of this 5145-nucleotide messenger RNA. RefSeq lists its product as uncharacterized. NCBI's taxonomy places the organism in Eukaryota, Metazoa, Arthropoda, Arachnida, Araneae, Uloboridae. The transcript is spliced from 8 exons. The record is from RefSeq and is a predicted model, not a curated record. Bases 36 to 4229 code for a protein of 1397 amino acids.